Acanthochromis polyacanthus (spiny chromis) is the source of this 1827-nucleotide messenger RNA. It is a transcript of the gene mettl6, whose product is annotated as methyltransferase 6, methylcytidine. Lineage: Eukaryota; Metazoa; Chordata; Actinopteri; Pomacentridae. The record is from RefSeq and is a predicted model, not a curated record. The transcript has 5 exons. Bases 220 to 1053 code for a protein of 277 amino acids.
GGAAGAAUUCAACUAUCGGACAAGAUGGACGCCAAAUGUGUAGCAAGGUGUAAGUAUUUUUAAAACGUAAGUUUAGCAUAAUUUAUUGUGUAAUGUUUCAUAUCGAAUCAACUAUGAACAAAAUGGAGGGCAAAUGAAAUGGUUUUAAAGUCACUAUAGCAUACAUUUAAACUUAGGUUCUGAUAAUAAUAUUACACAUUCCAAAGAAGUGGAGACAGAAUGUCUUCAUGUGACGGACAUACCAAAACCUUAGCUGCCAGAGUUUUAACCCAGGAGGAGCUGGACAGACUCGGCGGUGAGCGGACUCUGGUGUCUGACUUUAAACAGAUGAAGUUGGAGAAAGAAGCUCAGAAAAACUGGGAUUUGUUUUACAAAAGAAACACAACAAAUUUCUUCAAGGACAGACACUGGACCACCAGAGAAUUUGAAGAGCUCAAAGCUUGUCGAGAGUUUGAGUCUCAGAAGUUGGUGAUACUGGAGGCUGGCUGUGGUGUAGGAAACUGCAUCUUCCCUCUGCUGGAGGAGGACCUCAACAUUUUUGUUUAUGCGUGCGACUUCUCGCCACGAGCUGUGGAAUUUGUCAAACAAAACUCUCUAUACUGUCCUGAGCGUUGCUGUGCCUUCCAGUGCGAUUUAACUAAAGAUGAUCUAAUGAAAAAUGUGCCAGAGGGAAGCGUGGAUGUCGUCACUCUCGUCUUUGUCCUGUCAGCUGUCCAUCCUGAUAAGAUGAAGCUGGUUUUGGAGAACCUCAACAAGGUGCUGAAGCCUGGAGGUAUCGUCCUGUUCAGAGACUACGGCUUAUACGACCACGCCAUGCUCCGAUUUAAGUCUGGCAGCAAGUUGGGGGAAAAUUUCUAUGUUCGCCAAGAUGGAACCAGGUCCUACUUCUUUUCUAGAGAGUUCCUGGCUGAGCUGUUUGAGGAGACGGGCUUCCAAUCUGUUGCUAACGACUAUGUUCUGAGAGAGACGGUCAACAAGAAAGAAGGGCUUUGUGUUCCCAGGGUUUUCCUGCAGAGCAAAUUCACUAAGCCUGACCAGCCACAGAGCUCUUGAUGUCACUAAGCCUUAGUUGGUUAUCUCCCAAAUCUCCAAAGACAUGGUGAAACAUAAGACUAGAAUGUCUAGUUGAAACCGGAUAGCCAAAAAAUUAUAUAUUUUAAGGGGACGUUCUAGCAGAGGACACUCCAGUUUCUGAAUCUUUCAAUCCAGAAGAGAGAUACCGAUGGGUUCGUUACUGAUACCUCCUCCCAUGCAUUACCCAAUGGAUUUUUACCUUGAAGUGAGGUUCAGACACAUUGAGUCUGCUGCUCUGUCUGAAAUUAAAGCAGUGGGCUUGCCCUUGGAGUCUUACAGGUGUAAAUAUGAGGAGCUUUAUGAACUGGAACAAUGAAAAGCUCAAAAGGUGAACAACUGUUCAGUAAAUCUUGAGCUAACUAAAUAAGGAGCAGCUUGAAUUCACGUUUGUCAAAGUUUAGUCAGCUGCUGAGGAACAUUUUGCCUUCUCUUUAAGCCUUUGAAUUUUAUUUCUUCUGUAAAUAAACAGGUAUUUUAAUAAUAAUGAUACCAUAAACCUUUUCUUGAUAUUGAGCUCUUGUGACAAUUUUAGAAUUUCACUUUUGUGUACAUUUAAUUGAAUGUUUUUAAUCAUGUUAAUCUGUCUAUAUUGGAUACCAACAGAAGUGCAUUGUGUCAUUUCACACAGUUGUUCAAAAAAAAAUUCUCAGUGUCACAUCGUGCUUAUGAUUCAGUAUUUUUCUGCUGUAAACCACAGAGGCUGGACAUAAUCAGUAAACAUCCUGACUGUUUAAUAAACUUAUUAACUCUUUA